Messenger RNA from Centruroides sculpturatus (bark scorpion), 1505 nucleotides. RefSeq lists its product as uncharacterized. NCBI's taxonomy places the organism in Eukaryota, Metazoa, Arthropoda, Arachnida, Scorpiones, Buthidae. The record is from RefSeq and is a predicted model, not a curated record. The transcript is spliced from 5 exons. Bases 764 to 1276 code for a protein of 170 amino acids.
AGAACUGUAGUUUAUUAUUGUGUUAACACUAAUAGACAACGAUUGUCAUCGCUGUAAUUGCUUAAGGUAAUUCUGUCAUGUCCGCAUGAAAACAUCCGAUGGGUCGAAAAUCAUUAUGGAAAUCUUUGUUUUCCAAAAAUAAAUCAGUGGAUGACAGAAGUACUGAGCCAAGUUCCACUACUUCAAAUUCGGAAUCGCGAAUAAUCGAGGAACAAACUGGAAACAAUGAAGAUCCUAAAUCUAGGGUGGAAAGUAAUAACGAUGACAAAACUGCCGAAAAAGAAAGGUCAAUUUCCGUAAAUUAUCCCGUAGAAGGUAAGAAAAACAUUCAAAAAGUGGUAGAAGUUCCAGCAGAAACGUUUAUACUACGCAAAAUAGAAAAAUCUGAAGCUACAUUAAAUACUCAAAUUGCCACUGUAAAUACAAUAACUAUUUUGGAACCCGAGAUUAUAUCUUUAGAAAAAACAGAAAUUAAUGAAGAAGAAAAGAAACGUAGAGCUGCCGAAGACUUAAAGAAGAAAUUAAAGUUAGGGCUGUUUGGUGGCGAUAGCGCAGCCAUUGCAUUGCUGUAUGACAGUGCCACAGGUAGAAACAAAUGUAGCAUGAAAUCUGACGUAAAUGAAAAUGAUGCAAAAAUAACAGAACAGCAUGAAAAUAUUUGUUGUACUACAAAAGAAGGAUGUGUAAUGUCCACUUCGUCUCGUAUUGACAACAUGCUGUCACCUCGAGACAAGACGAGACAAGAUUAAACCAAACAAAAUAUAUGAACCAUUUAUUUCAACACAGAUAUUUGCAUACGCGUAACCACGUUGAGGAUAAAGGUGACUGGACGAUCCGUUCUUCGCGAAAUUCUGUAAAGAACGACGACAAGACAAGACGUAAUUUGCUGGUGUUCUGUGUACAGAAAGUAUUAAGAAUCAUGAAUAAUUCUACGACAGUAUCUAGUGAAAUAAAAACUGUGUUGGUAGAUGCAACAAAAGUGACUCUCGAUGAAACAGUUCAGAGCGUAUUAAGUGUUUUCGAUGACGUUCGAGUUAAUUCCAACGUGACAAUGGAUGUUUACACGAUUCGAGUAUCUGACAUCGUCUGUCUUUCUAUUUGCUUCUUGAUAAUUCCUAUUAUCUAUCUCAUUGGACACGUAUGUGUGCGUAAAACAACGAAAGACGUUGGAAGCUUUCUGCAAUUUACUGGUUUUAUUUAUUCCUUCACAAUAUUCUUGUACAUUCUAAGCUGGUCUAAUGUGAAUUUGGAUGUCUUCAUGAAAAAUAAUGCAUAGUGUGGAAGAAGGAAGCUAAUCUUGACGUUCGUUCUUCGAAAAAUUAUUCGAAUUGAACUGUUUCACUUCGAUUUAUGUACUGGGACAUCUAGUAAUUUUAAUGACGUAUAUUUAUAUUAGAAUUCCUUUUAACAUUUUAAUGUAAUUUUUAAAAAGAAAUGUAUAAAAAUGCUUGUCUAAUUUUGCUGUUUAGAGCGAAAAAACAUUAAUAAAAAAUAUUUCAGAUAAA